CUGCUGCUGCUGCUCCCUUCCCCCCCCGCCUUCCCUCCGCCCCCCGCCCCAGCCCCCUCGGAUGUCGCUGCCGCCGCCGCCGCUCAGUGCGCGCAGGGCGAGAGCCGCGAGGAGACGGGGGAGCGGCGCGGCCGAGCACCGUUGAAUAAAAGCUCUGCAAGUCUGCAAUAAAAAUGGCCUCCAAUAAAACUACAUUGCACAAAAUGGGAAAAAAACAAAAUGGCAAAGGUAAAAAAGUUGAAGAGGCAGAGCCUGAAGAAUUUGUUGUGGAGAAAGUCCUGGACAGACGUGUUGUGAAUGGAAAGGUGGAAUACUACUUGAAAUGGAAAGGAUUUACAGAUGCUGACAACACGUGGGAACCCGAAGAAAACUUAGAUUGUCCAGAGCUAAUUGAAGCUUUUCUGAACUCUCAGAAAGCUGGUAAAGAAAAAACAGAUGGUGCCAAAAGGAAAUCUUUGUCAGAUAGCGAAUCUGAUGAUAGUAAAUCAAAGAAAAAACGUGAUUCUGUUGAUAAGCCAAGAGGGUUUGCGAGGGGUCUUGAUCCUGAGCGGAUAAUUGGGGCUACGGAUAGCAGCGGAGAGCUUAUGUUCCUCAUGAAAUGGAAAGACUCUGAUGAGGCAGAUCUGGUGCUGGCCAAAGAAGCUAACGUGAAGUGUCCUCAGAUUGUAAUUGCUUUUUAUGAAGAGCGACUAACUUGGCAUUCGUGCCCAGAAGAUGAAGCACAAUAAUUGUUUGCAUUGCUUUUUUUAUAUAUAUGAAUAUUAAAACCUGAAAUUUGAUUUAUUAGCAAUGUGAGAAGCAUACAUUCUAACAAGAUUCAAAUUUGAUAUUUUUUUGAAGUAGUGUGUUUUGCAUCAACAGCAAGUAAAUAAAAGCUUUCUGCAACUUGUUUCAUUUAUCACGAGAGAGCAUUUGAUACUACUACUUCCUCCAUACUAGGUAAAAGCUUUUAUAAAACAUUCAUAAACUUCCAUAGUUACUAUCGAAUCAUAAUGAAUGUCUAAACAAAGUCACAGAUGUUUUGUAGUCUUCUAUACUAUUGAUGUGCAUGUAUCUUCUUUACCCAAACCUAGCCCUUAAAACCUGUAGAAUCAUUCUUUUUAGUACUUGGGAUCACUUGGUCCCAAGAAGACCAGGUGAAAACUAACUUUGUAGUAAUUUGAAUGUUAUCAGACUGUAUAUUGUUUACUUUAUUGUAAAUACUGGUGAACAGUGGUCAAUAAAAUAGUUUUAUAUUCUUCCUUUAUACUGA
Molecule: messenger RNA, 1252 nt
Organism: Oxyura jamaicensis (ruddy duck)
Lineage: Eukaryota; Metazoa; Chordata; Aves; Anseriformes; Anatidae
Gene: CBX3
Product: chromobox 3
Exons: 6
Coding region: 174-728 (184 amino acids)
Biological process (GO): chromatin organization; negative regulation of transcription by RNA polymerase II
Cellular component (GO): pericentric heterochromatin; nucleus
Molecular function (GO): chromatin binding
Source: RefSeq, a predicted model, not a curated record